This is a messenger RNA of Armigeres subalbatus, 909 nucleotides long. RefSeq lists its product as uncharacterized. Bases 1 to 909 code for a protein of 302 amino acids. The record is from RefSeq and is a predicted model, not a curated record. NCBI's taxonomy places the organism in Eukaryota, Metazoa, Arthropoda, Insecta, Diptera, Culicidae. The transcript has a single exon.
AUGUCCAGCGAAUUAAAGGAGCUGAAAUCCCAGCAACGUCAGGUUCGGAGUACCUUCGAUGGCGUAAGGCAGUUCAUCACGAAAUACAAAAGGGAUAAGCAAGAAGAGCAAAUUGAAACGAGGAUGGAAAUUCUGGAGGAGGCGAUGAAAAAGUUAUACGUUCUACGACGGAAGAUUGAGGUGCUUACCGAGGAAGCGGACGAAAGGGACCUGAUGGAUUCCAAGGCCGAGCCGGCGGAAUUGAAAGCCCGUUUGACGGCACUCGUUGAUAAGCGACAGACGGAAAACAGCGCCAUUAUUCAGCAAGCCGAAGACACGUAUUGUGAGCUGAAAGCGGCAUUGAAGCUUCUUCGACCGAAGCAAAAUCCAGAAUCAUCAUCUGGGUCAUCCAGAGCCACAAACCAAGCAGGUUGCACUGCUUUGUCUACGGUGAAGCUACCGGAGAUUCGUUUACCGAAUUUCGGUGGUAAAAUCCGAGACUGGGUCACGUUCAGAGAUAUGUUCAGAAGCUUGAUCCACAGAAAUCAACAACUUACUGACAUAGAUAAGUUCACUUAUCUGCGGUCAUCACUCGUGGGUGAGCCCCUGCAAGAAAUCGGAAUGAUUGAGAUAACGGCUGCGAAUUAUGUCAUUGCCUGGGAACUGCUGCAAAAACGGUAUGAAAACAAAAAGCUUAUUGUAAAAUCUCAUAUCGACGCUCUUUUUGCAGUAGAGCCGUUGAAACGGGAGAACUACGAAUCUCUUUGCCAUCUUAUCAGCGAGUAUGAACGUAAUCUUCAAAUGCUGGACAAAAUUGGUGAGGAUACAUCAAAAUGGAGCACGAUCCUUGUGCAUAUGGUUUGCGCCAGACUGGAUGCGGCAACACUGCGAAAUUGGGAAACGCAUCACAGUUCAACUGAAUACACCUAG